GCAACAUGUAUACUGUUUUAUCGUGUAAAAUGACGACUUGUUGUCUCUUGCAGGAAGAGUACGUCCCGCAACUGAUUAAUAUGGAGAAGACCACCGGCUACGACGAGUUGGAACAGAAUCUAAUCUCCAUAACGGGGGAAGAAUACCAACAACAACAACAACAACAACAACAACCGUCGUCUUCCACCCACGUCUUCGCCAAACCUUCGCCACGGGUGCAUGGUGGAAAGCGUAUGCCGAUUGCGGUGAAAAAUAUCUCCAGAAACGACAGACCACCCACGGCCGCCACCGACGACGAGCACUCUGACAGAGGAGAAGAGGUGCAGUCGCCGGUCGCCCCUACCGACAUCUGUGACAACAAUCGUAAGGGGUCCGACGGGAAGAGGAGGAAGCGGGCAUCUUCGAGGUCUUCCUCGUCGUCCCCCGAGCGAUCGCGGUCGCCCAAGAAGACUAAGAAACGGCGUUCGAAAAGUAAGAGUAAGAGCCGGUCACAGUCCUCUUCUCGGUCUCCUACAGCGACGCGUCCCCGAGAGUCUCCCGAGAAGCGUGGCAACAAGGACGCGAGACGUCGUGGGAGCAACCCUACGCCGCGGCCGGCCGAAAAGAAAGGGGACGGGACCCGUCCACAGCACCCGCCGACCCGCCCACAACCGAGCCCGCCGAAAACACAGGAGGUGACCGAGGGUCUCAACAACGAAAUCUACAAGGACAUGCGCCAAAAGAUGCCGGAGUCCGCCUCCAGAGCCGCCUCGCUCGUCUCCGGAAUAUCAUCGGUCUCCACAUCGAAGAGGCGCUCACCGGCGCCGUUCGUCCUGGGCGACUACGUUCCCAAACAGUUGCAAGACAAGGAGGUGUGUACAAAAACCAUAUCCGCGAUACAAAACUUGCGGAACGUAAAAAGGAGGAACCUCGUCGAGGCGGUGAGACUCAUAGUCCACGUGGCGCCCUCGCCUCUCGGCGGGCAAAACCAACAGCAGCAGCAACAACAACCACCACUCCCGCCCAAUUACCCCAGUUUCGACCACUACAGUUACCUCUUCUCGGGUCAAGAGGAGUGCUUCGGUUACGACUACCAGACCCUGCGCAACAACCCGGCCCUGGUGGUGAAAUCUCUCACGCACGCCCUCAAACCCGGCCCCAAACGAGAUCCGAAAAACAUGUCCCUGGACCUCGUGUUCCGCAGGGCCCUCAGAGAGAUCGCCCAGGAACUGUACGACAUCGCCGAUCCCGGAACCGUGGUGGUGUCCAUGGAGAACCCGGUCUUCGUGAGCGGCCGUUACCUGGAGCUCCGAUUGUUGGAGAAGUUGGUACAGUUCUACAGCGCCCACUGCGCCGGUCUGGAUUUGAGCAAGUACCUCACGCAGUCGUCCGCGGACACGACGUCGCCGCUGAGGGAGUACGUAGAGGGUAGUCGUUGCGAGCAGUACGUGCGGGUACUGCACGACCGCUACCAACUGAAGUCGGGGGCAGAUCUCGUAAACCCGAGUCCCGAAUCGCUCCUAAUGCCGUCGUCCAUGAGGGUGUGGACGGACGUGGAAACACAGGAGUCCACCUCGUUACGGAUCUACAACCACACGGAAACCCUGUUCGAAAAAGUGAAGAGAGAGAGGAAGAGAGAGGUGAAGGAGAGCGAGGUGAACGAGAGGAAGGCGAUGGUCGGACUAACAGUGGAAUUCGGCCACGCGUACGGAAAGGAGAUGGCGCGUUUCAUGAGGGAGCACCAGGAGUUUUUCGCGCGGGCCCUGAAGGCGAGCGAGCUCUUCGUCUGGAUGUGCUUCGGCAUAACAACGGACGAGGUGUUUCAGGGAAACGGUAUCAUGGCCGCUUCGUACGCGUUGGCAAGAGCCGAUUCGAAAAACCCCAACAUCUGUUGGAACUACCCACUCGCUACGAUGAUUCGGGCGCGUCCGGAGAACGUAGCCGCGCCGCCUCCUCUGCUGGCUUAUGACGAAUAUUUCUCCGAGAACUUGGAAGAAGACUUCGCUAUGGUAAAAUAGAAUAAAAUUACAAGUUAGGGGUUUCGUAUUUA
Messenger RNA from Homalodisca vitripennis (glassy-winged sharpshooter), 2029 nucleotides. RefSeq lists its product as uncharacterized. Bases 6 to 1997 code for a protein of 663 amino acids. The record is from RefSeq and is a predicted model, not a curated record. The transcript has a single exon. Lineage: Eukaryota; Metazoa; Arthropoda; Insecta; Hemiptera; Cicadellidae.